AUGUGUGAGAUUGGGUUCUAGCCAAGGGGUCUGGCAGCUGUCUGCUGUCCUUGUACUGCCCUCCCUCAUACUGUCUGAGAGCUCAUUCACAGUUGUCAGACAGCUUCAGCUCCAGAGAAUCCCCACUGUACACACACUGCUGUCUCACUCGGCUGAUGACAAGGAGCAUUGAGCAGACAGAGAGGUUCACACUGACAGAGAGAGAGACCAGGCUGAGCUGCACUGACAAGGAUUGUGUUUCGAAGAUUAACAUUGUGCACUAACUCUGGAUUGCUGGGCUGAUGGGAUUUGUGGAGCAAACAGGAACAACAUGGAGAAAUAUGAAUACCUUGGUCUGGUCGGGGAAGGCAGCUAUGGAAUCGUAAUCAGAUCCCGGAAUAAAGAAAACGGGAGAAUUGUUGCCAUCAAGAAAUUCUUGGAGGACGAUGAUGACAAAAUGGUGAAAAAAAUAGCCAUGCGGGAGAUUCGGUUAUUAAAGCAACUGCGACACGAGAACCUGGUCAAUCUGCUUGAGGUGUGGAACAGGAGGAAGCGCUGGUACCUGGUUUUUGAAUUUGUUGACCACACGUUGUUGGAUGAUCUGGAGCAGUGCCCAAAUGGGUUGGAGUAUGACAAAGUCAGAAGAUACCUGAUUCAGAUCCUGCGAGGGAUAGCCUUCUGUCACAGUCACAAUAUUAUUCAUCGUGACAUUAAACCAGAAAACAUAUUGGUCUCUCGGUCUGGGGUUGUGAAAUUGUGUGACUUUGGGUUUGCCCGGAGUCUGACAGCCCCUGGGGAGAUGUACACUGAUUACAUAGCCACCCGCUGGUACCGUGCCCCUGAACUGUUAGUCGGAGACACCAAGUAUGGCAAGCCUGUCGAUGUGUGGGCUGUUGGUUGCCUGGUGAUGGAGAUGUUGACUGGAGAGCCACUGUUUCCCGGAGAUUCCGAGAUUGAUCAAUUGUUUCACAUCAUCAGGUGUGUCGGUAAUUUAAUCCCGAGACAUAAGGAACUUUUCCACAAGAAUCCUCUCUUCACUGGACUGCAGCUGCCUGACAUCAAAAGAAUUGAACUGCUUCCAACCCACUAUCCCCACAUUCCCUGCCUGGUAUUUGAUUUGGUAAAGAAAUGUUUGCAGAUAGACCCUGAGAAAAGGCCCUCCUGUGCAGAGUUGCUGCAACACAAUUAUUUCACGGCUGAUGGUUUCUCUGAAAGGUGA
This is a messenger RNA of Chiloscyllium plagiosum (whitespotted bambooshark), 1198 nucleotides long. The record is from RefSeq and is a predicted model, not a curated record. NCBI's taxonomy places the organism in Eukaryota, Metazoa, Chordata, Chondrichthyes, Orectolobiformes, Hemiscylliidae.